CAAUCCUAGUCACAAUCAAAAAAGAAGAGUAAUGCGAUAUGCUAGAUAAGAUGAAUGUUCAGGUAGCCCAUACAUAAAAGCCUGUGAAAAGCCUGUCGCCAUGAUUUGGCCCCAUCUUAAGAAGAAGAGAGUUUCAUUGUAUAUUAAAAGAGAAUGUGACUGAAUGAGGGGCAUUUUAGAAGUAUUUUUUGUGCAUGAAAAGAAUGUCCAGAAUUGAAAUUUCCACGAUGCCAGGAAAAUGUUACUUUAUACUGUAUCUGUGGUGUGUAAUGAAUUUCAUCGUUAGUACUGGAGGUUUCAAGGCAAAGAGAUGCCCGACGCCAUGUCAAUGUGAUUUUACGUCUUUGUCACAUGGAAUUGUCAACUGCUCUUACAGCCUAAUCCGUGCCCUGCCCCUGGAUAUACCUAUACCACGUAAUACAACUGUACUGGAUCUACGGUACACCGGUCUGCCUGAGAUCCCACCGCACGCAUUUAGUCACCUGGAGAAUCUAAAAGUACUGUAUGUCGGAGGGAACGAUAUUACACACUUUCAUGAGGAUAGUUUUGCAGGUUUAUGGCAUUUGGAACUAUUAGAUUUGUCUCCACUUCACUCGGACAUGAACUUUGAUUAUGAAGCAUUCCCUGCAAACUUGUUUCGUGAUUUAAUCUUGUUAGAAGUUCUGAUAUUCGGAAAGAUGGGCAUCAGUGUACAGGUGCAACAAGGCUAUAUAGACCAAACCUUAGCUCCCUUGCAUCAAUUGCAAAAGGUGACCUUUCCAAGUCUUCUGGGAGGAGAUUCACCAUUUGGUUGCGGAUACAACAAUCUUACUUCACUGAAAACAGUGGUGUUUCAUGGAGUUGGAUAUGUAACGAACAUAAGAAAGCACACCUUUGCCAUGUUAAAAAACUGUCCUAUCGAACGGCUAGCUUUCAUUAACUGUGGACUGGACACCAUAGAAUAUGGCGCAUUGUCUUCAUUUCCACAUUUGAAAGCAUUGGACAUAGAGUUGGCCUACUUUAUAUCAAUCACAGAGGCCGAGAAGUUUAUAUGUGACCUGAACAAUACAGCAAUUGAAGUUCUUCGCAUGAACAACAUAUUCGCAUGGCGAAAUGGGAAACCAAGUGUUCCACAGUGGAUUGUGUCUGCUAAUACUUUUCAAUGUUUGAAACACACAUCACUUAUGACAUUGGAAUUAUUGCACAAUAGAAUUGAAGCAAUCGACUUUCAAAUUUUAAAUAUUCUGACUAAUUUAGAAUAUUUAGAUUUGUCUGGUAACAACAUUUUAUUUGUCUUAGAAAAUGGAAUAGAGCUAGUUAGAUAUGAAAGAAUGUUUACCCAAAUGUUAAAGACAAACCUAACUCUUUGCAGGAUAGACCACAAUAUUAAUCUCGCGCAUAUGGUGACAUCUCAAGAUGUUCCAUCAAACUCCUUUUGGUAUGGCCGUCCAAAAGUUCCUUUAGAACCAGCUAAAUACUCGUAUGCCAGCCCAACCCACAAAACCAAAACCCACAAAACACAUGAUUUUCGUUUAGAGCUCCCAAUUUUGAAAAUAAUUUUGCCUGAAAAUUUAGAAUACGUGUCCGUAAGCUGGUUGGCUACACAUAAUAAUAAUAUUUUCCCAUGUGGGACAUUUAAGGGGUCUUUUUAUUUCUUUCCAAACAAGCUCAGAUAUCUCAGAAUAGAGGAAGUGAAUUUAAAAACUAUUUGUGCCCCAUUUUAUGGCUUAGAUUGGCUAGAAUUUCUGGAUUUAUCUUAUAAUGGUGUUUACUUCCUUCCAAAAAGUUUUUUUGAUAAUUUCAUCUCACUGAUUUACUUGUAUCUGAAAGACAACAAUUUAGGACCUUUGUUAGCUAAAGGUGGUCUACAUCCCAUGUAUCUUCCGCUCUUAGAAAUCCUCGAUUUAUCAGUGAACAAAAUCAGCACAAUACCAAAGGACUUUUUCCGCUAUCUUGAAUCCUUGAAACGACUGGACCUCAGUGACAAUCGAAUAUCAAAAAUAUAUUUUACUACGACAAAUUUUCACUCCAUAGAAUUCAUAGACAUAAGCACUAAUCAACUAACUGCCUUAUCGUUAUCGGAGUUGGAACACAUUAGGAAUGUGAAUGCCAGUAAUUUGGAUGUUGCUUUGAACAUGAGCAACAACCCCAUGGACUGCAACGUUUGCGACGGGAUAGGAUUUCUCCACUUGAUUAUCCAUUCCAACAUGACGACAAUAUUCUCCAACGACUCCACUUGUUAUGUGAAUGGAUCUAAAACAAGCUUAUUGAGCAGCCUGAGUAGACUUGAGAGGGCAUGCGACAGCUUUUCACAGUCAAACAUUUCAUCAAACCAGUGGCUUUCCUUUGGAGCAUCUCUUGGUAGCAUAUCUGCUGUGGCCUGUAGUCUUAUAGUAGCUUACAUUUACCGUUGGAAUAUCAAAUACCGCUUCUUCCUUCUUCGCCGCCAUUUUCGAAAUAGAGGUGUCAUUACUGCAACACCUGGUCACGUGUACGCCUCCUAUGACGACAACGAUUAUUACUGGGUAACGCACGUACUGUUGCGCCAUUUAGAAGAUGAGGAUCAACUUGAUGUCAUUAUAGAUCAAAGAGAUUUCAUUGGUGGCGCUUCCCUUUCCGAGGCCAUCGUAGAGGCCGUGGAAAACAGCAGAAAAACAGUGCUUGUUCUGUCUGAGAGCUACGUUCUCAAUCCUUGGUGUGAGUUUGAGUUUCAGAUGUCCCUUGCUCGUAGUUAUCAAUCAGUAAUCCCGGUUAUGUUUCAACCUGUGCCAUUUGAUGCUAUGACGAAAUCGCUGCGAAAGUACAUUAGGGCAAGAGGGUAUAUCAAGUGGACUGACAACCCAGAGGGACAACGUUUGUUCUGGAAACGCCUCUCCGACGUCAUCUUUGAUGAGAAUAAUAUACUUACGCAACCCGAGAAAGAUGAAUUGACUGAACUCAUGUAGAUGAUGAAAUUUGGUUUUAUACUGUUGUGUAUUGAAUAUAUUCCAUCACUGUAUAUUACGGACUAAAAGCGUAGUUUGUUUUCCUGUUCUUAAACAUCUGGACGCAAAUGUAAUGUUACCAUCGCCUAUUAGCAUAAUACAUACUUUACUGAGGUAUGCAAAGGAUACAGAAGUAUAUAUAUAAUAUAUUUGUAAAAGAUCUCUAUAAAACACCAAAUGGUGAACAAAAAUUGAGUGUUAGAAUACCAUGGCAACAAACGUACAAAAAAUUACUUGUUAAUGGGGAGGAAGUGAGUUUAAAGUAGUUCAGAUAAAUGACAAUAUAUAGAAUUUUGGGUAAUAGAGCUUACUUAAAUGCAAAAUUAUUGAUAAUCAAUACUUCUAUAAGAUUUUAAAACUAAUAAGUGCGCAUUUAUUGGCUGCGAAAUAGUUGGGCAUUUUGUGGAUAGAAGUGAAACAAUGGAUACAUCAAUCGACCACAGUUUAACAGUAUCCUAUUUCGAGAUUACUGUGGAAAGUAGUAAAUAUGUGAAAAAUAUUUUGAAUUAAACUUAACCUUAAGUCGAUUUUUUCUCUUUCUAUAUGCGGAAGUGAGUAUAUCAUUUCGUACUUGAUGAGAAAUAAAUAGAGCGAUUGCA
Lingula anatina is the source of this 3562-nucleotide messenger RNA. RefSeq lists its product as uncharacterized. Gene Ontology annotation, molecular function: signaling receptor activity; protein binding. Gene Ontology annotation, biological process: inflammatory response; signal transduction. Gene Ontology annotation, cellular component: plasma membrane. The record is from RefSeq and is a predicted model, not a curated record. NCBI's taxonomy places the organism in Eukaryota, Metazoa, Brachiopoda, Lingulata, Lingulida, Lingulidae.